Messenger RNA from Rhagoletis zephyria (snowberry fruit fly), 3465 nucleotides. RefSeq names its product homeobox sex combs reduced (gene Scr). Gene Ontology annotation, cellular component: nucleoplasm; nucleus. Gene Ontology annotation, molecular function: DNA-binding transcription factor activity, RNA polymerase II-specific; RNA polymerase II cis-regulatory region sequence-specific DNA binding. Lineage: Eukaryota; Metazoa; Arthropoda; Insecta; Diptera; Tephritidae. The record is from RefSeq and is a predicted model, not a curated record. Gene Ontology annotation, biological process: positive regulation of transcription by RNA polymerase II; anterior/posterior pattern specification.
ACCAUGCUCAGCGGUUAAUUCAAUUGUUUGCCGACAGUUCCUGAAAGUCGAAAGGUAGUUGAGGAGUUUAACCUCCACAUAAUAAGUCACUGAAAAGCUGCGCACAUACCUAGGCCAAUCGCAAAAUCGCGUGAAUAUCUCACCGCUCAACUCAGUGGACAACAUGGAUCCCGACUGUUUUGCAAUGUCUUCUUAUCAGUUUGUGAAUUCGCUAGCUUCUUGCUAUCCACAACAAAUGAACCAGCAGCAAAAUCAUGUGGGGACUCCAAGCGGAGGGACUAACACCACCACUAGCAAUGGAGGUCCAGGUGCGGGCGGUGGAGGCAGUGGUUCCGGCGGACAGGGCAGCUCAGGUCCCGGCACACCCGGUGGAAAUGAUUAUUUCCCUACCGCCGCUGCUUAUUCUCCUAAUCUGUAUCCCAACACACCGCAGGCGCACUAUGCCAAUCAAUCGGCCUACAGCUUAGGUGGAUCGGGCGGUGGUACCCAACAGAAUCCUGACAUGGUGGAUUACACUCAGUUGCAGCCGCAACGUCUGCUGCUACAACAGCAGCAGCAGCACGCCCACGCGACGGCGCAACAUACCGCUCAACAACAGCAACAGCCACAUCCGCAGCAACAACACCCGCAACAACAACCGACGCCACAACAAACUAACAUUAGUUGUAAAUACGCCAAUGAUCCCUCAACGCCUACCGGUAACAAUAACAACACUAACGCCAGUAACAACAACACUAACACGCAAUCUCUAGCCAGUCCCCAAGAUUUGUCGACGCGAGAGAUCUCACCGAAAUUGUCACCCACUUCAGUGGUGGAGAGUGUGGCAAGAUCGCUGAAUAAAGGCGUGCUGGGUGGCAAUCUAGUGGUGGCGGCAGCUGCCGCGAACGUAACCAACAAUCACGGCGGUGGUGGUGGUGGAGUCGGUAGCGCUGGCGUGAAUAUUAACGUUAGCGUAAAUGUGCCAAUGCACAGUCCCGGCGGUGGCGACUCCGACUCGGAAAGUGAUAGCGGCAAUGAGGCUGGCAGUAGCCAAAAUAGUGGCAACUGUAAGAAGAAUCCGCCACAGAUAUAUCCGUGGAUGAAGCGAGUACAUUUAGGACAAAGUACUGUAAAUGCCAACGGUGAGACGAAACGACAACGGACCUCAUACACCCGCUACCAGACGUUAGAAUUAGAGAAAGAAUUCCAUUUUAAUCGUUACCUGACCCGCCGAAGACGCAUCGAAAUUGCGCACGCACUCUGCCUCACCGAACGACAGAUCAAAAUCUGGUUCCAAAAUCGACGAAUGAAAUGGAAAAAGGAGCACAAAAUGGCUUCCAUGAAUAUCGUACCCUAUCACAUGGGCCCCUACGGUCAUCCAUAUCAUCAAUUCGAUAUCCACCUGUCACAAUUUGCUCACCUGAGUGCAUAGGACGCGUGGCACUUUUCGGGUACUGGUUAGAGACUCAAUCAGUUGUAUCAGGAACCAUAUCAGGCGGCGGCAGCGGCUAGUGUAGCAGCCGGCGGCUAUCAGACACAGAACGCACAAGACGCCGGCAUGCCGCUGGGCGGUGGUGCCGGUGUAGGUGUUGGUGUGGGAGUCGGUGCGGGCGGCGGAAAUUCGCUGUUCGCUUCCGCGACCGCCUCCAACGCUGAAUGUGUCAAAUAUCCGCAAGAGUUCUGAUCUCAAGUUAUCUUCAGGGAACAUCAACAGCAAUUGCAACACCAACAGGAGCAUCAGCUACAUCUACAACAAGAACAAUACCAACAACCACAACAUCUACAACAACACCUGCCAAACCAUCAAAGCCAUCUUGGUUUCCAGUUAGAACGUAUUUCGGAGUUGCCACUCUGUCAAGAGAAGGAUUUGUGUGAAGACACAGAGUCGACUGAACUGGAGCUCAAGAAUGAAAUCGUUAGUGGUUGUAACAUGUUUUGUUGCUGAGAGAUGCUGAUGUUGCUGUUGCGAUGAAGCUGUAGAUACUUCAUACGCUGCUGCUAGCUGCUAGCGACAGCUAACAAAAUGAACAACGAUGAUAAUUUCUGAAUGCAACUGAUUUGUGUUAAGCAAGCAACGAGCCUUCAAGUAAAUGCGUUUAGUACUCCUGUGGAGGGUUUGUGUCUAUCGCCUACUCUUCCGGGAGAGGCUCGUGCAGGUUUAUGAUACUGGUCAGUAAGGAGGAAUUUCAACAAAAUUUUCGAUUGCUUUGGAAUCCCGUAAAUUCGUCGAAUUUACAUUGAAAAUCCUCUAUAUAUAUGUGUAUAUAUGUACCUUAAAAGAAAUGAAGGAUUCAAAUUGGAGCGCCUCCGUUUCGUCCUCUUUUUCGUGGAAAUACGAAAACCGUCCAGUAUGAUAAACCGCUAUAUUCUCUAAGCAGUAUUCGAAAAGCCAUUAGAUGUAAGAAAACACAUAGCGCUGUCAUCAGCUCACAAGCUUGGAAAGUUCAAUGAAAUUAAAAUCCUAAUAGUGAUAUUAUUGUAUACGAAAUUUUUGAACUUUUUUAAUGUCCAUUUACCUUCAUAUUUAGAUUGUGUAAAUUUUAAUUUAAUUGAUUUAAAUUACUUACAAUUUGAAAAGACAAUGAAGGCAGGCUUGUUGCCGAUAGUAGCGCCGCGUUAGUAUAAUUGUCAAACUGUAGGCAAGUAAUUUAAGGUUUGUGGCUGCACUUAACCUGCAGCUCUCAAACGAAAGCUCUUACACAGCGCAUCUCAAACUGUUUACGAUUUUAGUUCAUGAUGUGCCUGGUGCCGCUAAAACUGUCGAUUUGCCAAUCGGUUUGGGAACGAAAUACCCUACAGGAAUCGGUUAGGGACCAAAUUCCACAACCGGAUGUGACACCAUUGUCAACAUUGAUAGAGAACUUGGAAAACUUGAACUUAGCCAAAUGCUGUUUGCGAGCGAAUCGUGGUGUCUGUACUUAAUUUGGUUUAUUGGUUAAAUAUGUACGUUUCAAAAUAAGUAUUAAAAUGAAUUUCGCACUUUCACUCAAAAAUAUGUGUAUAUAGUAUAUUCGUAUUAGAAAUAUCUGUUCAACUUUUAAAUUGGUUAAUAUCUAAGUAGCUUUAAUUUGUUUUUAUUGUCGUUGAAUUCUUUAGAAUCUCCGCACUAGGAAAAUUCGCAGUUGGACUUAAUAAGCACGUGAUUUUAGAAAUCUUUUAAGAGUAAAAAUUUGUAACAAAAAAGUAAAACAAAUUCGGGGAAAACAGGGCAUUUCGUUAGCACACAGUCAUAAAUAAUUUAAGAAAAAAAAUAAUAUUGGUUUCCCACGCUUCAAAUUACAAGACUAAAUGUGUUCUACACUAUUUUCAACAAUGUUUUAUUUAAAACAUUGUAUGUAUGUACGUACAUAGAUAUGUUUGUAUGUACAUAUCUAUGUAUGUAUGUAUAAUUCUUAUCGGUAGCAUAAUUUUCAAGUGUAUUGAUACUGACAACAACAAUUUUUAGUAAACAUUUUUAUCAAUAAACCCCUUUUGAACACAACUUUG